AUGGCUCUGGUGAUGGAGAGACAGCGCCCAGUGGACAGCCUCGCACGAAAAGACCGAUCGACCAGCUCACGAAAAAACUCAUCCGUCACCCUCGCCGCCUACCCCAACCAGGCCAUCUACAAGACCUGCACCCUCGACUCCAUGCUCCCCAGCCGCACCGGGCCCAGCCGGGUGAUCGCCGUCGUCGGAAACAUCCGCCGCGGCAUCGGACGCAUGGUCCUCGAGGAACUCGUCGCCCAGAAGUUCAUCGUCGUCGCCCUCGUCGACAAGCCCGACGGCGAGUUCAGCCGCGCCGUCGAGACCCUCGCCAGCAGCCCCAGCCUGUUCCACGCCUUCGCCGUCGAGGGCGGCCUGUUCAGCCAGGCCAUGGUCCACCCCCCGCCCCCCGACCAGCUCGCCAAGCCCUGCCUCACCGAGCCCCUCCCGACCACCACCAGCAGAGCCUCGCGCAGCUUCCGCUCCUUCCGCCUCCAGCCCGGACCCACCAAGAAAUCCAACAACAACAACAACAACACCACCACCACCACCCAGCUCAGCUCGAGCACGACCGACUACAGUCUGGCCUCCACCACCCAGCUCUCCUCCCGCGCCUCCCUCCUGCCCACCGCCACCACCCCCUUCGAAGCAGCCCGGGCACGGACGAUCGCCGAGCUCAAGAACAUCUUCCAGGCCUACCGGGUCGACACCGUCAUCUGCAGCUUCGAGCCUCAGACGCUCGACCAGCCCGCCGGCCCCCGGGCGAAAGCACGCAAGGAGGACGAGCACCAGUUCGGCCUGCCGCCCGGGGCCGAGCGCACGCGGAUCGAGCGCAUGGAGCGCACCGUCCUGGAGGCCUGUCGGGCCGCCGCCGUCGUCGCCCGCUUUGCCGUCGCCGUCCACCCCUCCACCCUCGCCCCCAACCCGCUCACCCCCCCGCCCUCCCCCGUCAUCCCGCCCCACCUCGCCCCCACCCUCGCCGAGCACGCCCACAUCUCGCUCUGCGAGUUCCGCUGGGGAUUCACCAUGAACGAGCUCGCCUUCGACCCCGCCCUCGUCGACCCCGUCUCCGCCGAAACCGCACUCGGCAAAUGGCUCCCCGAGCCCCCCCGCGCCCGCGCCGUCGUCGACUUCGAGGCCCGUCGCUGUCUCGUGCCCGCCAGGACCGUCGCGGGCCGCCGAGGAGCAGAGUCGGGAAAGACCCAGGGCAAGUGCAAGGUCGAAGCCGUGUGCAUGACGCUGGCCGAGGACGUCGCCCGGUUCGUCGGCCUGGCGUGCAGACUCAGGGAGCCCUGGGACUGGCCCGCGGGCAAGAUGGUCGGCGAGUGCGUCGGCGGCGGGUGGGAGGAGAUGGUCGAGACGAUCGAGAAGGUCUCCCGCAAAAAGCUCGAGCGCCAGUUCGUUUGUGUGGGGAGCAUGAGCUCGGGAUACGCCAGCGACUCGGGCUCGUCGGCCUCGUCGCUCGACCACCCGCAGCACCCCCAGUCGCCGCCGCCUCCGAAGAUGAUGAUGGCGCCGGGCGGCGGGGAAGAAGUGUUCCGGUUCUCGGACGCGUUGCGCGGCCGGCUGGCGGCCGAGAAGCUGGACGCCUCGGCCGUCCGUCUGCGCGAGUUCGUCCGCGUCUGGUUUGCCCCGCUCGCCCGCCCGCCCGCGCUCGUCGUCGACGGCGCCCGCAUCGCCCGCAAACGUGCCCCCGUCGGCCCCGCUCACUCCCCCGCCGCCGUCGUGGCCAGGAGACCGGGCGAGGCCUCGGCUCAGUUCCUCGCCGUGCCCCCGCUCGCUACGAACGGCCCACCGCCCUCACCCGUCCGCACCGGCCCCCCGCUCCUCCCCGCCCUCGCCCCCUCCUGCACGUCCGCGCUCGACUUCAACUUCGUCCCCACCGUCGCGCCCUUCAGCCCCGCCCUCCCUCCGCCCUCGUCCGCCCCGCCCGGGGCACCGGCGCCCUUCAUGCACGCCUAUCGGCCCCCGAUCCCCGUCGGCCCCUCCCGCGCACCCGUCGUCUUCCUCCCCGACCCCCCCAUCCAGUCCGGGCUCCCGUUCCCGGGCCAGCCCCGCCAGCAGCUCCUGGCCCCCAAUGGGCCCCCGCCCGCCCCGCUCCCCCCCGCCAACACCGCCCAUCGCGCCCUCCCCCGCUCGCCCCUCGCCGCGAGAGUCGCGUAA
Puccinia triticina is the source of this 2139-nucleotide messenger RNA. RefSeq lists its product as uncharacterized. The record is from RefSeq and is a predicted model, not a curated record. The coding region runs from base 1 to 2139 and encodes 712 amino acids. Lineage: Eukaryota; Fungi; Basidiomycota; Pucciniomycetes; Pucciniales; Pucciniaceae. The transcript is spliced from 5 exons.